CCUUUGGUGACAUUCUCAAAUCAAUUGAGGCACAGAGUUUCUAACCGCGACUGUUCCUGCAUCGGCCUCACGUCACCUGGCGAAACGCCGCAUGGCCGCAUUGCAUAUUAGGUGCCACGCUCCCCUAGCCAGCCGAUUCCGUAGGUACCUUUCUCCAUUCCAUCUUUUCCUGUCCUAGAAUACUACUCAAGAUGAAGUUCUCAACUGCCGUCGCUGUUGCGGCCAUCGCCAGCCUCGCAGAAGCAAGGCAAUGCGCCAACUUCACUGUCCCUGUCCAGCUCUCUGCCCGUAAUGGCGUGUUCAACCAGACGACGCCAGUCACCAACAUCGACGUUACCAACUUCUUCCUUAACCUGACCCAGCAAGGCGGCAACUACUCCGCCGCCACCUUAACCGGUUAUCGAACCGUCUCCGGCACCUACAACAUCGAAGCUACCUACUGCCGUCCCGACAAUGGAUCUGCCAACACUGUUCAAGUGCUUACGCACGGCAUUGGCUUCGACCGCACCUACUGGGACGUCAGCUACAAUAACUUCAACUACUCCUACGUCGCGGAAGCUGUGGACACAUAUGGCUAUAGCACGUUCAGCUGGGACCGCCUUGGCGUUGGCAUGUCCCAGCACGGUGAGCCAGUCAACGAGAUCCAAGCACUUCUGGAAGUUGAUGCUCUUCGCGCCCUCACCCAGAUGCUCCGCAACGGCUCUAUUGAGUGCACUGGCGGCAGGAGGUUCAACAAGAUCGUUCACGUCGGCCACAGUUUCGGUUCAGACCACACUUACGCGCUGACGGCCAUGUACCCGAACAUUUCCGACGGGAUUGCCCUCACCGGCUUCUCGCAGACCGGCACUUUCGUCCCCUACUUUGCGCUAGGCGGCAACUUCGUCCAAGCAAACACCAUGCCCGCACUGUCCGGUUACGUGGACGGCUACUUCGCGUCAGGCGACCCAACUGGCGCGCAAACCAACUUCUUCGCGCCCGGCAUGUUUGACCCGAACCUUCUUACGCUGGCAUCCACCUCCUUGGGACAGCCAGUGACGGUUGGCGAGCUCCUCACCAUCGGCGCCGAGACUGCCAGCGUAAACCACAUCGCGAAGCCCGUUCUCAUCAUCACCGGCGGCAGAGACGUUCCCUUCUGCGGCGGCAACUGCCUCGUGGCUCCCCCGGGUUUCAGCUCCAUCCCUCAGCAAGCACUGACUACGCUUCCCAACGCAGUCAACGGCACAGCGGUGAUUGUGCCAAAUGCCGGUCACGGCCUGAACUUGGAGUACAGCCACCCUUUCACCUACGGUACGAUCAACAACUACUUCGUCCAGAACGGCCUUGGCCCGCACUAGAAGAUAAAUAUAGAGUGUAAGGACACAAUGGACAGAUACCGUGGCCAAGAAAGAGCUGUGGCAUAUAUGCCCUGUACAAAUCGAGAAGAUAAUGUUGUAUAAUGAUAAUG
Baudoinia panamericana UAMH 10762 is the source of this 1444-nucleotide messenger RNA. RefSeq lists its product as uncharacterized. The record is from RefSeq and is a predicted model, not a curated record. The transcript has 2 exons. Bases 192 to 1334 code for a protein of 380 amino acids. NCBI's taxonomy places the organism in Eukaryota, Fungi, Ascomycota, Dothideomycetes, Mycosphaerellales, Teratosphaeriaceae.